Limulus polyphemus (Atlantic horseshoe crab) is the source of this 396-nucleotide messenger RNA. RefSeq lists its product as uncharacterized. NCBI's taxonomy places the organism in Eukaryota, Metazoa, Arthropoda, Merostomata, Xiphosura, Limulidae. The coding region runs from base 1 to 396 and encodes 131 amino acids. The transcript has a single exon. The record is from RefSeq and is a predicted model, not a curated record.
AUGCCAGGUCACAUUCCAAAAUUAAAGGUUGGUUCACCAAUAAUGCUGCUGAAAAAUCUUGAUCUUCCAAAAUUAUGUAUCGGCAGAAGUUUAGUUGUUAAGAUUUUACUGCCACAUGUUAUUGAAGCAACUGGUCAUGCCAAGGGUGAAGAUGUCUUCAUUCCAAAAAUUCCUUUGCUACCAAGUGAAUUAUUUAGAAGGCUCCAACUCCCAGUUAGAAUUUGUUUUGUAAUGUCAACUAAUAAGGCACAAGGUCAAAUUUUAAAGGUUGCUGGAUUGUUUCUAAAGCAGCCUCGCUUUUCACAUGGUCAAUUCUAUGUAGGAUGUUCAAGGGUUAGAUCUCAUCAAAACCUGUUUAUAUUGUCAGAAGAAGGAACAACAGCCAAGAAGCUUUAA